AGUAUUCAGUUUUUAUCGAUUCUUCAUUAAUAAACCUACAUGCCUUAUCAGAAUAUUAUUCAAUAUCCUCUAUAUACUCCAUAACGUGUAGCACCAUAUAUAUGUAUGUAUAUAUGCUUCCUCAACAAAACCAGUUGCCUCUCUUUUCUUCUUCUUCUUCUUCAUCUUCAAUGGGUGAUCAACAAGUAAACUCAACAUGUGCUAAUGGAGGAUGGCAUGAGGAAAACUGGGUAGUCAUGGAAGGUGGGGAGGAUAAUUGUGACUCAAUAUCAAUUGGGUCGUCGACAAAUUCGAUAAACUCUGCAGCAUCAUCGUCUUCAUCAUUGGAAUUGGUAGAGGAUGCAACCUCUUCAACAUCAUCAUAUUCUUCAUCAUCAUCUGCAGCAUCAGCAUCAGCAUCCGGGCCUUUAUUUGAAUUAUCUGAGCUCAUGAUCCAUCUUCCGAUAAAGAGAGGGCUUUCUAGAUAUUAUGAAGGGAAGUCACAGUCUUUCACAUCUCUAGCAAGCGUGAAGAGCUUAGAAGAUCUUCUAAAGAAGACACAGACACCACAACAUAGAAAGAAAAUGAAGGCUUGCAAGAGCUAUGCAGGGGGUUUAGAUCAUGGCCAUAAAUCAAGCACUCUUCCCAAGGCUACUAUAUCAAAGAAGGGUUUAAGACGAGGAUCUUCUUUGUCUUCUGUGGGUAGGAGAGGUGGUUUAUUGGCUGCUUCUAGGCCUUCAUUUCCUGUAAAAUAAAGAAGAGUUAUUGUAUUUCACAUGUUGAGGAGUCUCACAGCUCACCUCUGUUUUGCAUACUUUUUACUAGAUUGAUUUUGAAACAUGGAACAGAUUUUGUAUCAAUUAAGUUUGUAAAGAUUAUAUCUUUUUCCAAGUA
Corylus avellana is the source of this 873-nucleotide messenger RNA. It is a transcript of the gene OXS3, whose product is annotated as oxidative stress 3. The record is from RefSeq and is a predicted model, not a curated record. Lineage: Eukaryota; Viridiplantae; Streptophyta; Magnoliopsida; Fagales; Betulaceae.